CAAACACCAGCCCAGCCAGCCACCAGGGGAAACGGAAACCAAACUAGCUGGUCGUUCUGCCCCCUCCCUCCAUUCCCCUACAAAUCUCUCGCCUCCCUCCCUCCCUCCCUCUCCCCACAGAUUCUUCUCCCUCGCGCACGCGCUCCUAGCUUCCACCGCCAGCACGCGCACACUUCCAUCCGCUUCCAGCAGCAUGGCCGAGGAGACCAAGCAGGAGGCCGCUGCGGCGGCUGCGGUGGCCGAGGUGGCCGUGACGGAGCCGGAGCCGGAGACCAAGGCGGAGGACAAGGCCGUCGGGGUGGGGGAGAAGGCUGACGAGGCGGCGGCCGCGGCUGAGGCGAAGGAGGAGGAGGAGGAGGAGAAGAAGAUGGAGGAGGCGGUGGCGGAGGCCGGGGCCGACGAGGCGGCGGUCAUCGAGGGCAGCACCGCCUCCUUCAAGGAGGAGAGCAACCUGGUGGCCGACCUCGCCGACCCCGAGCAGAAGGCGCUCGCCCAGCUCAAGGACCUCGUCGCCGCCGCGCUCGCCGCCGGGGAGUUCGACCUGCCCCCGCCCCCGCCGCCGCCCACCCCGGCGGCCGAGGAACCUGCCAAGACCGACGAGCCGGCCAAGAGCGAUGUGGCGGCCGAGGGCGAGGCGCCUAAGGCCGAGAGCAGCGAGCCCAAGGCCGAGGAGCCUGCCAAGGAGGAGCCCAAGGCGGAGGCGCCGGCCCAGGACGAUCCCAAGGCCGAGGAGCCUGCCAAGGAGGAGCCCAAGACGGAGGCACCGGCGGCGGUGGCUGUCGCGGAGGAGCCCAAGGCCGAGGCACCGGCGGCGGUGGCCGCCGCGGACGAGCCCAAGGCCGAGGUGGCGGCCGAGGAGGCCAAGCCGGAGGAGAAAACCGUCGUGGUCGCCGAGGAGGAAGGCACCAAAACCGUGGAAGCCAUCGAGGAGACCGCCGUCCCCGCCGCGUCCGAGCCGGAGGCGGCGCCCGCCGCCGAGCCCAAGGAGGAGCUGAUCUGGGGCGUGCCGCUGGUGGGCGGCGACGAGCGCACGGACACGGUGCUCCUCAAGUUCCUCCGCGCGCGCGAGUUCAAGGUGAAGGAGGCCAUGGCGAUGCUCAAGGCGGCGGUGCUGUGGCGCAAGAGCUUCGGCAUCGACGCGCUCCUCGGCGCCGACCUCGGAGUCCCGGAGCUGGAGAACGUCGUCUUCUACCGCGGCGCCGACCGCGAGGGGCACCCCGUCUGCUACAACGUCUACAGCGAGUUCCAGGACAAGGACCUCUACGAGAAGGCCUUCGGCGACGACGAGAAGCGGGAGCGCUUCCUCAAGUGGCGCAUCCAGCUCCUCGAGCGCGGCAUCCGGGAGCAGCUCGACUUCUCGCCCAGCGGCAUCUGCUCCAUGGUGCAGGUCACCGACCUCAAGAACUCGCCGCCCAUGCUCGGCAAGCACCGCGCCGUCACCCGCCAGGCGCUCGCGCUGCUCCAGGACAACUACCCUGAAUUCAUCGCCAAGAAGGUGUUCAUCAAUGUGCCAUGGUGGUAUCUUGCGGCAAACAAGAUGAUGAGCCCAUUCCUCACACAGCGCACCAAGAGCAAAUUCACGUUUUGCAGCCCAGCCAAGACCGCAGAGACCCUAUUCAGAUACAUCGCGCCGGAGCAGGUCCCUGUCCAAUUUGGCGGCCUCUACAAAGAGGAUGAUACUGAAUUCUCCACCUCUGAUGGCGUCACCGAGCUCACUGUCAAACCUUCUUCCAAAGAAACUGUUGAGAUUCCUGCUACUGAGAACUCCACGGUCGUGUGGGAGCUCCGUGUGCUCGGAUGGGAGGUGAGCUACGGCGUGGAGUUCACCCCGGACGCCGAGGGCGGCUACACGGUCAUCGUGCAGAAGACUCGGAAGGUGCCCGCCAACGAGGAGCCAAUCAUGAAGGGUAGCUUCAAAGCGGGCGAGCCUGGCAAGGUGGUGCUCAUCGUCAACAACCCGACAUCGAAGAAGAAGAAGCUGCUGUGCCGAUUCAAGGUGAAGAGCUCCACCGAGUCCUCCGCCUGAUGAGGUUCCGGCUUAUACAAUCGCCAACCAGGUCCAUACCACCACCAUUUGAACAUGUCGCAUGAUAGGAGAUGGCCGUUUUUGUGUCGGGUUCUUUAAUUUGUUGGCUUGCUGUUUUUUGGGGAUCGGAUUUGUAUGUGUUUGCUUGGAACCAAAGUGGGCUUGUGCUAUGAAUGAGAUACUCCUAGCUGGGAUCGGAAGGUGGGGAGAUGUUGAGAUAGUGAUGGUUUGUUGACAUCUUGGAGGGGCCGAAGAAGUGUUGCUGAUCUGUAAAAAAAAAACCUGUCUGUACAUGGUAUCCGUGGAUUAUCUUUCGUCGGCAUGUUGAUUUUGUUUAGAAAUCGUUCAUAUUUUGUGGUCACCAA
Messenger RNA from Triticum aestivum (bread wheat), 2391 nucleotides. Its product is annotated as patellin-3. The record is from RefSeq and is a predicted model, not a curated record. NCBI's taxonomy places the organism in Eukaryota, Viridiplantae, Streptophyta, Magnoliopsida, Poales, Poaceae. Bases 194 to 2026 code for a protein of 610 amino acids. Gene Ontology annotation, molecular function: lipid binding. The transcript has 4 exons.